This is a messenger RNA of Protobothrops mucrosquamatus (brown spotted pit viper), 2051 nucleotides long. RefSeq names its product katanin catalytic subunit A1 like 2 (gene KATNAL2). The record is from RefSeq and is a predicted model, not a curated record. Gene Ontology annotation, molecular function: ATP binding; ATP hydrolysis activity. Bases 16 to 1419 code for a protein of 467 amino acids. The transcript has 14 exons. NCBI's taxonomy places the organism in Eukaryota, Metazoa, Chordata, Lepidosauria, Squamata, Viperidae.
CUGGAGACCAUUUUGAUGGAAUAUGAGAGCUACUACUACGUCAAGUUUCAAAAGUACCCCAAGAUUACCAAGAAAGUUGUCGACUCUACAGAUAAUAAAUCAAGAAGUGGAGGGAAAGCAAAAAGGGCCCCCAGCGGCACAUGCCGGAAUCUCCCCAAGAUUAGCCAACAUCAAGGGAGGCCUCAAUCGAAAGUGUCGCCCACAAGAGUCGCAGAGCUGAAAGCUGCCUGCAAGGAUGCCGUGAAGCAGGUGAAGGAGAACGAAGGUCCUUUAAGUCGCGUCGCGUCAGAAUUUGGUUUAAAUGUAUCUGCAAUCCACAGAGGAGGCGGAGAAGGCCCUCAUCCUAAAAGGGGCCAAAUUAUUGACUUCCGUGGGCUGAUUCAGGAUGCGAUCAAAGGGGCCUCCAGCGAAAUCUCCCUCCACAGCUUCAACUGCAAUCCGGAUCCUUCGGAACGCCUUUUAAAGCCUUUGGGCGCCUUGCUUGGGAUGACAGCUGAAAUGAGGGAGCUUGCGACGGUGGUCAGUAAGGAUAUCUACCUUCACAACCCCAACAUCAAAUGGGACGACAUCAUUGGGCUGGAGGCCGCCAAGCGCUUAGUCAAGGAAGCCGUUGUGUAUCCCAUAAGGUACCCGCAGUUGUUUACAGGCAUUCUUUCUCCUUGGAAGGGACUUCUACUCUAUGGGCCUCCAGGUACAGGGAAAACUUUGCUGGCUAAAGCUGUCGCUACUGAAUGCAACACAACCUUCUUCAACAUCUCCGCGUCCACCAUUGUCAGCAAAUGGAGAGGCGAUUCAGAAAAGCUUGUCAGAGUAUUAUUUGAGCUUGCCCGCUACCAUGCCCCUUCCACGAUCUUCCUGGAUGAGCUGGAGUCAGUCAUGAGUCAGCGUGGCACCGUUCCAGGGGGUGAACACGAAGGGAGCCGACGGAUGAAAACCGAAUUAUUGGUGCAGAUGGACGGCCUGGCCCGAUCCGAUGACCUUGUCUUUGUUUUAGCAGCUUCCAACUUACCCUGGGAACUGGAUUACGCCAUGCUGCGCCGGCUGGAGAAGAGGAUCUUGGUUGACCUCCCAAACCCAGAGGCACGGCAAGCCAUGAUCCAGCACUGGCUUCCCCCGGUGAGCAACAGUGGAGGAGUGGAGCUGAGGACAGCGCUGAAUUAUAAUCUGCUCAGCCAGGAGAUGGAAGGCUAUUCGGGGUCCGACGUUAAAUUGGUUUGCAAAGAGGCAGCCAUGCGCCCUGUGAGGAAAAUCUUCAGCGCUCUGGAAAGUCAUCAGCCAGACAGUGGAAACUUACCGGUGAUCCACUUGGACACAGUCACAACGGAAGACUUCCUGGAUGUCAUCUCUCACACCAAGCCCUCCGCCAAGAACCUCAGUCAAAGAUACGUUGACUGGCAAAGAGAAUUUGAGUCGGUCUGAGCCGGGUUUAAGAUCCGAAACGGUCACCCACGUUUUCCACCCAAGACAUUUCUAAGAGUUUAUUUUUUUUAACACGAGGAGAAGAAAUUUGUCUCUUUCCAAGCUGGGUCCUGAGUUUUGACGAUGGAGGAGAGGCUGCAAAUUGUUUUUUGGGUUAUACCCUUUCAGCUGCUAAGCCUUACAUUCCUACACGGGUUGGAAAAACACGUUAGCACUUUUGAACACUUUUUAAUUUUUUUACAAUGUAAAAAUGGCCGGUGGCUUUUAUUCUUGCCUGCCCUAGGAGCCCUCUGGGCUCUAUUUUGCUGACUUCAUAUUUGCCGCUAUAAUUUUCUUCCUGGCUGGGACAGGCGGUAGGAAAUGACCGAGAGGGCCACUAAUUGGGUCUCCCCAGGCACCCUUGUAUUAAGCGAGUCGAUUUUGAGAAAGGCCGGCAUCCGUGAAGAAUAAACCAAUUUGGGAAUCUCGGAGAUGUCUUUCAGAGGCUUCCUUCUAGGGACUUACACUUCCCUUAGUCAUCUGAGGACUGAAAAGAGGCACUUUGGAGAUUUUUCGGGAAGACACUUGGAAAAUGUAGCAGGUUUUGUGUAAUUGUUGUUGUCAGUUGCGAAGUCGUGUCCGACCCAUCGCGA